AUGUCCCUUCACCGCCAUGUCUCCCUGGACAGUAUGAGCACCACUGACUCCGAUUCCGAGCACUCCUCUCUGGCCGACGACAACAGUCUGCAAUCUGACGCAGCCGACUCCGAUGUCGAUACUCUGCCUAGCACACCGCCCGAUCCCCACCAACUCUCGCAGGUCACCCUCUAUUCUCCUGGACGCUCAUUCGAUGAACAUGAUCCCCGGAGUCAGCCACCCGUAGCCAAGGACUUGGGUCCCCAUGUCGUGGAUAUGCAGGUCCCGGCUCACGCACCAAUGAACGCCCGCGGCGUUCGCACCGAGCAUGGCAUCCCGGAAGAGUUCUGGGCCCUGCUGAGGGAAACAUGCCCUGACAGUGAACUACGCCCCAUGGUCUCUAGGAUCCUGAAUGCAAUCUGGGAGCUACAGAAGGAGUGGGUGGAAGUCAACCGAGACGGGUUCGUGACCAAAACCAUCAUGGGGAUAGAAGAGCACGAAUUUUGGGUCGUUCAGAAGGUUCUGGAAGCCAGCUGGGAGUGGGACCUGCACACGGGUGUCGUCAAACACUGGAUUUCGUUUCUCCGAUGCAUGUCUCUUGACUUCUGGCCCAAGGAUGAGCGUGCGGUGGCGAUCGCACCAACGUUCGCGGAGGAUAUCACUUACUCCAUCCUGUCGACGUUGAGCAGGUCGAUGUUGUUAAGCGGCAUGGGCUGGUCAAAGGUUGGCUCGAGCAUAGCUCCCCGAACGGUGGUCAAGAACGCAGACAUCCACUUAUGUGCGAGGUUCUGCGCGAUCCAGGUGGAUCGACCCCGGGUUAGACCAGGCCAGGAAAUAUUCGUUUGUGUCGUGGCGCAGAGCCGGGCUGAGUUUGUGUACCAAGCUCACAAGAUUGGCAAAGCUCUCCAAUCUCUGCGCAAGCUGCGCGGAUUCUUGCUCGUUCUCAUUGGCGAGCUGGAACGCAAUGAUCAGGCCCACUUAGCAUGCGUUCCGGGGAGCUUUGAGGGUGCUCCUCGACUCGAAUGUUGCGUGAUCUCAUGCGAGCAAGCUGACUUCGAGUGGUUCAGAGCCACUGCAACCGAAGCUGCGACGUUCCAGGACUGGGAGAGAUCUCGGGUGUUCAUGAGAUGGCUCGGUGUAAUGAGCCCCGAUGCAACAACCCCUGCCGGCUUCGACCACUUCGAAUCGUUCAUACGCACGUUCCUCGACACAUACUACUUCGAUGUGCUCAAGCCUUGGUCUUGGGCCAAGAAACCGGCAGAACCGCCCAUGGCGGAACAGUGGGACACGCUCGGGGGUGAAGUACUAUCGUUCAUUCAAGGAGCGGCGCAGCAGAUAUCUGGAGGCUUGCUCGGCCUGAGGUCGGGGGCCGGCAAGCUCAACCUCGCCAGCCCUUCUGUGGCUUACUUCCAGGGAUGUCUACUGGAUUUAUACCGCCCCGUUCAGGCCGCGGCGUGUGCAAACGCGGCCGUAUUUCCCCUUCUCGCCCUUCCUUCCUUGACGGCGUUAACAUCGAUCUUCCUUCAAGACGGCGAGGGCGGUUAUAUCAACCCGGACGCCUCUUUCAUCAUGUAUCUGGGUGCCACCAUUCACCUAUUUUUUGUUCUGGAGGUCUGCGUGUCACAAACCGCGCCCAACAUAAUGGCUAAAUCAAACCCGGCAUUUGCGGUCAUCUUCGUCUUCGUCAGGGAGGCGAAGAUUCAAGGUCUCAGGCUUCGAUCUGCCAGCUGGCGCGGUGUCUGGAUCCGGUCAUCAACGCGAAUAGGCCCUCGAGGAGAGAUGGUGGGCAAGGUCUUCAAGUACGAUGCGUCUAGGAAGGGGAUGGGCAAGAAAUGGGGGAGGUGGGAGAUUAUGCAGAGGAAGACGGUUACCAGCACGUUCCGACGGGUAUUGAAGCCCAAUGCCCUGGUCCCGGCAGGUCAGCCCGAAGGUUAUUGGCGACGUCGCCACACCCCGAGGCCAGCCGUGGACCAGAUUGAAGGGCACGGGGUCGCCCUCCAUGGCACCUCGAGGGCUUACAUGGUCCUUGCUCAGUCUUGGAACUUCGACAAGAUAGUCCAAGCCGACGCUCAACAUUGGGACCUGAGACGGGUAAGACGGGAGUUUCCAUGCCUGGAGAUCACGAGCGAUCUUGGGCGGGACUUCGUGACCGCGCCCUAUGCAUCACCCCAAGCCCUCACAUCCUUCACUGGGGAGCUGGUUAAGUCCCAGGUCAUGGCUUGGAAGGGCUUCUCGGCGGUAUCAACUUAUCCCCCCACAUCUCCCAACUUCUUUGCGAGCGACACCGGUCGCAACUCGGUUCUCUUAAACUUCCUCCACCACCACCUCCCCGGUUAUCCCCAGGUUCCGAUCCACAUCUCCAACACCGAUCCCGUUGUACAACACCUCCGCACCAAUGCCGAAGACCUUGGGAUCGCGUCGGAGGACAUAGUGAUCGCUUGCGAGACAUGCUAA
Messenger RNA from Fomitopsis serialis, 2433 nucleotides. RefSeq lists its product as uncharacterized. The transcript is spliced from 9 exons. NCBI's taxonomy places the organism in Eukaryota, Fungi, Basidiomycota, Agaricomycetes, Polyporales, Fomitopsidaceae. The record is from RefSeq and is a predicted model, not a curated record. The coding region runs from base 1 to 2433 and encodes 810 amino acids.